AUGGAACUUUCUUUAGAGAAACAAUAUGAAAUUGUCUUUUUACGUGAACACCCAGCUGGUUUAAAGUUUAGUUUUGGAUUUAUUGCUAAGCAGGUACGUUGUAGUAAGUCUACAGCUAUUUAUUGGGUUAAAAGAUAUCAUGAAAAUCAGGACCUAAGUACUUCAGAAAGACCGG
Funneliformis geosporum is the source of this 175-nucleotide messenger RNA. NCBI's taxonomy places the organism in Eukaryota, Fungi, Glomeromycota, Glomeromycetes, Glomerales, Glomeraceae. The record is from the annotation of a GenBank genome assembly.